Molecule: messenger RNA, 1442 nt
Organism: Aquila chrysaetos chrysaetos
Lineage: Eukaryota; Metazoa; Chordata; Aves; Accipitriformes; Accipitridae
Gene: GZMA
Product: granzyme A
Exons: 5
Coding region: 14-793 (259 amino acids)
Biological process (GO): proteolysis
Molecular function (GO): serine-type endopeptidase activity
Source: RefSeq, a predicted model, not a curated record
CCAGGCAGAAAUCAUGGGACCUCUCCUCACUUUGUCCACCUUUGCUGCUGUUAUUCUCCUGGUAAUUCAUGGAGGUUUGUGUGUGGAUAUCAUUGGAGGACAUGAAGUAGCACCACACUCGAGACCAUUUAUGGCCCUUAUCAACAGCGCAAAUGGAAAAUUUAUUUGUGGAGGAGCUUUGAUCAAGAAAAACUGGGUGUUAACAGCUGCCCACUGUAAUGCGGAAGGAGGUGAAGUUAUUCUUGGAGCUCAUUCAAGGAAAGCAAACGAAAGAGAAAAACAGGUUAUUCGGAUUGCAAAACUAAUUCGCUACCCACGCUACCGUUCCGAUCGUAAGGAAAAUGACAUUAUGCUACUGCAGCUUAAGAAAAGAGCAAGACUUAAUAAAGCUGUGCAGCUCAUUCCCCUGCCUACCUCAGAUGAUGAUCCCAAACCAGGAACAACUUGCACAGUAGCAGGAUGGGGACAAACUCAAAAUCAUCUGAGAAAGUCUUCUGAUACCCUGAGGGAGGUCAAUAUCACUGUUAUCAGCAGGCAAAUCUGCAAUGACAACCAUCAUUAUAAAAACAACCCUGUUAUAACAGGCAAUAUGAUAUGUGCAGGAGCUAAGAAUGGAGGAAAGGACUCAUGUUUUGGGGAUUCUGGUGGACCUUUAAGAUGCAAUAAUGUGAUGAGAGGCAUCACUGCUUUCGGGAAGGAAAAGAAGUGUGGUAGUGCUGAUGGCCCUGGUGUCUACACUCGACUCACAAAGCAAUACCUUCAGUGGAUAAGGAAAACCAUAGGGGGAGCCUAAUAGAUUGGCUUUUGACCAAGCAAUUUCCUACUAUGUACUUGUGUAACAAUACCUAGUUUUGAAAAAUGCUUUUUAAAAUAGCUUCAUUAUACUGGUAAAAGAGGUAUUCUCACACUGAAAUUUAGCAGUUUGAUGUCCUUAUAGGUGAAAAUAUGUAUGUCUGUUUUCAGGACAGAUGUGAUCUUAACAGGGCCAGGACACAGUGCUCUGAUACAACAGCAUUUGUAGCUUAUACUGUCAGCCAUGGAGUCAUUCAACAGGUGUUUGUGACUCAGGCUUCCAACACUCUUGCAUUGCACAUUCAGACCGAGUGCUACAUGGAUGAGUAUUUCUGACCAAGAAUCUAAUCCAGCUGUUUGUGUCUUCACUGCAUGCUGAGCAUAUACUGCACUCUUCUGAAUCUGGACUUCUGCAAAUAAACCUGAAAGUUAGUCAGAUGCUAGGUACAACUCCAGACCCCUGAAAAACUUGGUAGUUUCUCUGCAGCAAAGCUCCUGAUUUUACAGGUGUAGGGAACUGCUAAGUUUCAGAAAAUUAAGUUUCAGCAACUGCAUUUGAUUAUGGGACAUAAUAAGUGUGCAUUUCCUAACUAACUGUCUUGUAUUUGAAACCUCUAGAUUUCAUCCCUUUAUGUACUUCGCAUUUAAUA